AUGGCUCGCGCUCUCACCAAGAGUCAGGAGAAGGCUCUCGUCGCUGAAUUCCGCGAGAUCACGGGCGCAAAUGCGAGGGACGCCGAGCGGGCCCUCAAGAAGUACAGGUGGAUCCUGAACCUCGCAAUUGACGAGCACUUCAACGCGGGCGGCGGUGCGCCAAGCACCUCGAAUGCCGGCAACACCAAGAAGGUCGGCGACAUCUGGGAGCAUUUUAAGGACCCCAGCCGUAACCUCAUCACGAUCGACGGGUUCAUGAACAUGUGCCAGGAGCUCGAGCUCGACCCCGAGAGCGACAUUGUGCUGUUCUGCCUCGCAUCCGACCUUGGGUCCAAGUCGAUCGGCGAGUUUGCCAAGGAGCCCUUCGUGUCGGGGUGGGCCGAGAUCGACCCAAGCAUUGACUCGGUGGCCAAGAUGAAGGCUGCACUACCGCAUCUGCGAAAAAAGCUCAACACGGACGCGGCAUACUUCAAGAAGGUUUACAUGCACACCUUCGACUUAAGCAAGGCGGAGGGUGCGCGCGUCCUAGCCCUCGACACUGCCCUCAGCAUGUGGGAGCUGUUCAUUCCCCCCGCGAUGGCCGCCAAGCCAUCCGCACUCAGUCACGUCGGCACCGGCGAGUCGCCUAGCGGGUCAGCGACCAAGAACCCCAACUUGCUCGGUGACAGCGGCUUCCAACUCUGGCUCGACUUCCAGAAGAGCCGCAACAAGGCCGUGAGCAAGGACACCUGGAGUCUGUUCAUCGACUUUGUGCGCACCAUCGACGCCGAGUUCAAGGAGUACGACGAGUCGGCCGCAUGGCCAUCGACCAUCGACGAGUUUGUCGAGUACGCGCGCGAGCGCCGUUAG
This is a messenger RNA of Cutaneotrichosporon cavernicola, 849 nucleotides long. RefSeq lists its product as uncharacterized. Gene Ontology annotation, molecular function: ubiquitin conjugating enzyme binding; ubiquitin-like protein binding; cullin family protein binding. Gene Ontology annotation, biological process: protein neddylation. Gene Ontology annotation, cellular component: ubiquitin ligase complex. The coding region runs from base 1 to 849 and encodes 282 amino acids. The transcript has 7 exons. Lineage: Eukaryota; Fungi; Basidiomycota; Tremellomycetes; Trichosporonales; Trichosporonaceae. The record is from RefSeq and is a predicted model, not a curated record.